Messenger RNA from Dermacentor silvarum, 3800 nucleotides. Its product is annotated as hornerin. Bases 375 to 2405 code for a protein of 676 amino acids. Lineage: Eukaryota; Metazoa; Arthropoda; Arachnida; Ixodida; Ixodidae. The transcript is spliced from 2 exons. The record is from RefSeq and is a predicted model, not a curated record.
AUGCGGUGCACGACGACCUGCGACGAGCCACAACGUCGUCGACGCUUCGCACCAGACGCCGCCGACCUACGGCGGGACACCGUUCACCGCCCCGGCGAAGGAGGAGAACCGCCGAAUCGGUUAUUGCCCCAACGCGCGUUGCAGUGAUCGGACGUUUCGUACAUCGACUUCGACUCUGUGCGUUCGCGAAGGAAGCUUUUGUUCCCACAACUCCGUUUGUGUCGCCCGAGCUGCCAAUCCCGUGCCUACGGACGUUUUUUUCGACGAUACGCCGCCCGCUUCGUGCCCACCUUGCUGGACUAUAGAGUGGACUACUCGCUUGCCAUUGACCGUGUUGUGAAACGUCGAGUCGGAUCACCGCCACCGUUGCCAGGAUGUUGCCAGCCGUGAUAUGUACGCUCCUUUGCGGCAUGGCGACCGCCCAGAACUUCUACCUGCAACAUGGUCUUGCGCCGCCAUACAUGACACCUUCGGUGAUGCCCUACGCGCCGGCCGAGUCCAGUCCCAAGCCAUCAUUCUUCCGGAAACCUUUCUUUUCUUCCGGGAGCAGCGGCGGAAGCCGUCCGCCCGGCAAGGGCUUCUUCAGGCUACGGGCCCCGUCCUUCCUGUCGGGACUCCGGGGCUCGGCCAGCUCACCGAGGCCGAGCUUCUUCUCCUUCGGAAGGCCGUCCCAGCAGCAACAGCAGCAGCACCAGCCGCAGCCCAUAUUCGCGCACCAGAUCCCGGUGCCGCCUCUCCAGGCGGCCGCGGCGCACGCAACGUUCCAGACGCUCCCGAUGCACGGAGGGCCGCGGUUCACCUUCGCUCCCGAAACCAUGCUACAGCACGGACCGACGCACAUUGCGCAAGCGACCGAAUUCGCCGAGAGCCAAAUCGACUCGGACCGAUCACCCGGAAGCUUCCCUGGGCUGUCAUCGCUUUUCCAGCCCCAGGCCAGCGAGUCAUUUGGCUCCUCGGCCGGAGACCAGGACAGCUUCCAACAGCAGGUGAACUCGGUCGUGCAAAUCUCACCGUCAUCGAACAAUGCUUACGGCUACAAGACGGAAGGCUCGAGCGUCUACAACGGAAUCAUGACGGCGCAGCUCGGAGUGCCCGUGAGCUUGACCAACUUCGGCGACGGCCCCGUGGCCAUUCCGGUUGGGGCGACGAGAGGCCAGCAAGGAGACGGAUCCGGAUCAGACUCCUCGCAGAGCUACACGCCUUCCGCCGAAAUUUACACGCAGUCGCAGGGAUCUAGCGCGCAGAAGGCGCAGUCGUCGUCGGCAGACCAGCAGUACAGCGCGUUCGCUGCCGCCUUCCAACAAGCACAGCCGACCUCGGCAGGGUACGGUCAGAGCAGCUCCUCGGGAACUCGCUACUCAUCGGCGCCUUCGUCAGAUCCCACUUUGUCUUUCUACGCACCUCAAACUAGCUCUGGCUACAGUGGUUCCCCUCAGACAUACACGCUGUCAUCAGGUGGUGGAUACGUCGGCUCUUCUCCCUCGGCAUUUAUCAGUGGACUCACGAGCGGCUACGAAACGAGCAUCACAAAUCACGGAUCAGGCUCGAGCAAAUACGGGCCAGCCUACAGCCUUGUAGGGAGUGGCAACUAUCCUACGUCCUCAUCCGGAAGCUACGGUAGUUCACAGCCGUCGUCAUACACUUCCUCUAGCGGCUCCUACAGUCCGUCAAGCUACGGCAGUUCGGCGGGCCGCUAUACGGUGCCAACCAGGUCGUACACUUCGAGCCAGCCGUCUUCCGGGUACUCGUCGGCGUACUCUAGCGGAUCACCCUCCAAGUACAGCACAACGGGAAGUGCUUACUCAAGCGGCUACGGUAGCAGCUCGUCGUCCUCACUACCGAGCUCAUCCGUUGCGUACGAUAACUCUCAAUCGAACUACGGCUCCUACGGUCAGCGGUAUCCUUCGUCCGCUUACAGCACCUCUUCGCAGUCGGCUUACUCGCCGAAACGACCAGCGACUAACUAUGCGAGCACAUCCACGUCGUACAAAAAUUCGCAAGCAGCUGCGGCCGUAGCACAGGCUCUGAAGGCGUACGCAGCCGGGAACGCCAAGUACGGGUCUACAAAGACCUCGUCUGCGAGCACGGACAGCUCCUACCCGACGUCUUACAGCUCUUCGUCGGGCUCGACGAGCUACGGUGACAAGAGUGCCGCAGCUCCGUAUUUUAGGGCCAAGACGUCGUCCUCAGCGUACAACAAGUACAGCGACGCCUCCUUAGGCUACACAGACAGCGGCAGCGACAGUGGAAGCAGCGGCAGUAAGACGUCGUCCAAGUCGUCGUACGACCAAAGGACCGUGGGCCAGACGCUUCGGGUCAGCGGAGACAGCGCAAGCAGCAGCGACCCCUACACUACAUCAACGAGAACCACGAGCAGCACACCCAGCAAAUCGAGUACAGUCUAGGCCAGGUCUAUAAUGGCACCGUUAGGUUGAGAGGCACAUAGAUACGAUAGUAAUGAGCUUCGGAAAAGUACCAUACCUGGCGCAAAUGCUUCCAUGCCGAAGCUUUGAACAGAAGCAGCUGCAACGGUCACGAACGGAGUACUGACAAAACAAGCAAAAAAAAAAAAAAACGUAUAGAAAACGAUGUUUGCAAGAUAGUUGCGCGAUUUCUUCAUUAUAGUUCACUUUCAACUUUACGAUGCCGCUUGUGUCCGUUGGUAACCUUAUCGAGAUAAUGACGAUCGUGUAUUUCUUAAUGUUUGAUAAUACUUGCCGGCAGCGCCGGCUACUCUUUAAUUAGAAGCACAAUCAUGUUAUUUACUCCAUAUAUUUACGCUGUCGUCAUAUGCAGGUGGAAUAUAUUGCUUGCUUCGGUUAUUCUUCGCGAGCAGCAUAAACGAAUGCAGGAGCUCUUUCUCAUGCUACUCAUCUGGAAACGAAGUGGUCCCACCGCAGAUAUACAAUUCCAAGGAAGCAAGCAUGAGAAGAUUCCCAGCACGAUUUCCCUGCAUUAAAUCCUGCCGUCCUAUAUACCUCACUCGCCUGGACAAACCCCCAGCGCUAAAUUUCACAGCACACCAGCAGCUGGCCUGUCUGUGGUGGUGUACUCGAGUCAUACCUUGCAUCAGACGUACAUGGAGCAAGGCAGCGUUGCAGCUGCCCAGGCUUGUCGCUUUGUGCCUCUCAACCUAGUGGGCGGAAAUGCAAUUUACAAGGAGCGCAUGGGAACGGGUAGACGAGCCGGUCAGCCUUCAGAGUUUGGCCUUACGAGGCGGUAGUGAUGUGAGCGAUGAAGCGGAAGAAGUAGAAAAAAAAAAUGUACAUACCGAGAACGCUCCCAAGGAGCUUAUUUCAGACCUAACGCUAUGUGUCUUUGCUGUACACUUCUUACUUAACGCUUUUUCUGUGACGUCUUCACGUACCCUCUCAGUCAUCUCCUUCCUCUUUUAUUUUGUCGCACAGAAGAGAAACAAAAAGAAAUUCAUCUUCAUCAUAUCCUAAUGAGAGAGCGAGAGAGGCACAUACCAAUUACAUGAUAUCAGCGCCCCGCUUGAGGUCACCAUGUCGCGUGUGUGUUCUUCUUACCUUUUUAUUAUUAUUUUUUCGUGUGCUUAUAGCGCCCUAUUUAUGACAUACUGAUCGUUUCCUGCCUCCGUUCACCACCUAAUUUCUACCUGUAGUUGAUUUUUUUUUUACAUAUACGUGUAUGUAAGCAACUUGUAUUUCCUGUUUGAAUCCGUGUCAGUGGGGCGAGCAGAAGAAGAGAAGCAGAUGGGCGCCUACAGUAUACAUGCAUUACCUCUACUUUUGAAUGACCGUUUACUUUUGUCGCCAUUUUUUAUUUAUGCCGAAAAG